AUGGCAUUUGCACCUCCCAAAAACAUGGAUGGCCCCAAACUGCAAACCAAGAUGAGCACCUGGACACCUCUGAACCAUCAGCUUAUGAAUGACAAGGUAUUUGAAGAAAGAAGAGCCUUGCUUGGAAAAUGGUUUGACAAGUGGACAGAUGGUCAGAGGCGAAGGAUCCUGAUAGAUUUGUUGGAACGCUGCUCCCUGGCGCAGCAGAAAUUCUGUUCUAAGCAGUUGCAGGAACGAGUUCCAGUUGAAGCCCUGGAUUUCAGCACAAAGCUUCCCAGAGUGUUGUCUUUAUACAUUUUUUCUUUCCUGGACCCCAGGAGUCUCUGUCGAUGUGCACAGGUGAGCUGGCACUGGAAGUACUUGACGGAGCUGGAUCAGCUCUGGAUGCUUAAGUGCCUGCGUUUUGGCUGGUACAUCAACUUCUCUCCGACCCCCUUUGAGCAGGGAAUCUGGAAGAAACACUACAUUGAGAUGGUGAAGGAGCUUCAUGUGACAAGGCCCAAGACCCCUCCGAAAGAUGAAUUUGUGGUCAUCGAUGUCCAACCAAUAGCAAGAGAUGUCCCAGAGACAAAACUAUCCCUUUCCUCGGUUCUCCAAUCAGCAUCUGUGAUAGGAAAGAGGACAGACAAGGAGAAAAAAGAGCUCCCACCAUGGCGGUCCUCGGAUAAACAUCCCACUGACAUUGUCCGAUUCAACUACCUAGACAACUACGAUCCGAUCGAGCAAGUGAGGCAGGCUAGAAAGAAAGGAGGAGGACUUACCCCAGACCUCAGCCGGCAAGCAGUUGAGAAAAAAAGGAAACCGAGCUGUGCAUCUUAUAAGCUUCGGAAAGCAAAAUCACUGCUGUCCCUUUCUGCAGACCUUGGCUCUAGCCCAAAAGGACCAGUUCGCCCAAGUUGGGCUACUCACCAAUCAACAGGGUACCCUGUUACCAAAGCAACAGCUAAGAUCCUAGCUCAAAGUGCCCAGUGGAAUGCUGGGAUACGACCAACCCCUGUUCGAGCUCCAGUACCAAAGCUGAGUGAAAGAGGGAAGAAGGCCUUUGCAAGGAUGAGCAGAAGUUCUCCAUCAUCCCCACUGUUCGAAGCUCAGCCCUGGCAAAUUCCUCCAUCGGACCAUGGAUCUGACGCAGAGUGA
Molecule: messenger RNA, 1137 nt
Organism: Emys orbicularis (European pond turtle)
Lineage: Eukaryota; Metazoa; Chordata; Testudines; Emydidae
Gene: FBXO16
Product: F-box protein 16
Exons: 8
Coding region: 1-1137 (378 amino acids)
Molecular function (GO): protein binding
Source: RefSeq, a predicted model, not a curated record